AAUCCGGGCUCGGGCUGCGUUCGGCGUCGCCCGCUGCUCGCGCCUUAGCAGCGUCACAAUUCCAAGCUCCCGCCCGCCCUCUCCCCCCCCUCCCUCUCCGCGAGCGUAAGGCCGGCGUGGCCUUGAGCGGCGGCCUCCUCCAAUCAGCCGCCGCCUGCGCCCGACGCCGAAAUGCUUUCCGAGUAGCUUUGUCCCGAGCGGCGCUCCGUCCCGAAAGGCCCAGGCGCGUCAGGUGAGAGGUGAGGCGAGAGUCCUGGACGCGGAGGAGCCGGGCGGCGCUUCAGAGGCGAGCGGCUGAGGGGGCAGCCAUGGCGGCGGCGGCAGGAGCCUACGAGAACUUGAAGCUGUGAGUGGACGGCGACAGGGAGGGAGGGAGGUAGAGGGCGGGGAAAAAACCCUCCCUGCAGUGCAGGCCACCCCGUCCCAAUGGCAAGACCCGCAGUGCCCACCACCUGCCGGCCUCUCCUCGCCGCCGUCCUCCUCCUCCUCCCCUUCCGUGGCCAUUUUCCGAGCUUCCCUCCUCGGCUGCCCCUCUUUCCGACGACGCUCCAAAUUGUCCCCCCGCUUUGCACAGGCAAAACAGUUCCUCCCACUCGCCUCAUCUUCCCUGUCGCUUCAUUUCCCCGCCAAAAAUUUCUUCUGACGCGACCAGACUAGCUUGGGUUAUUUUUCUAUUUCCGACCCCUCUCACCCCAUGUUGCUUAAGUAACAGCAGCAGUUUUAUUGUUCGUACCCCGCCCCUCCGACUGGGUCGCCCCAGCCACACUGGGCAGCUUCCAACACACAGUAUAUUAAUAAAGCAUUGCACAUCACAUCAUUGCGCAUCUUCUAAAGGUUAUAUAGUUGCUCAUCUCAUUGAGGGCGUUUCCACAGGGUCACAUUGCCUUUCCUACAUUUUUCUUCUCAGUGGGUAUUUCCCCCCCCCCCCCCACAACACAAACAUUUAUUCCUUUUUUUCUGGUGCGGUUUUUCCUCCAGAGAGUUCAUAGAACCCUAGGGUUGGAAGGGACUGUAUGAGGGUCAUCAAUCCCUUGCAAUUUAGGAAUUUUUUUUUCCGUUUUACAACCCUGAUAUUGAGUCUCAUGCUCCACCCCACUGAACUAUCCCCAGCCUAUAGGUUUCGUGCAAGGUCUCUCUCAUCCACUUUUUUUUUUACGCUCGCCAAGAACUCUGUGAAUAGGUGAGGCUGAGGAGAAGGUGUUUGGCCCAAGGUCACCCAGAGAGUUUCAUGGCUGACACGACUAAACAACAACAACAAACAUCCCAGGCCUCUAAUCUGACCCUCAGAUCGCUAAUCACACACCUGCUCUUCUCACCCUGGGUCCUGCACCUGAAUAAUAUGUACUCUGAUUAACAACUAGGCUGCAACAUCUUGGGGACUAACUACUUCCUGGUAGAAAUGAGUUGCUUACUGUAUUUUAUUUUAUUUUAUUUUAUUUUAUUUUUUGAAUGCCUAUUCUGCCUGUUUCUCCAAGGAGAAGAGAGGUGGGUAAGACAGUUUAAAAAAAAAAAAGUAAAGCAGACAUAAUUCCUUACAAAUAUGGAGGCUCUUCCAUGUAAAAAUUUACAUUGUGUAAGAAAUAGUAAUUUCAGGGUUUUGUUGUCUGUCCUCUCGUUGCAAUGCAUACAGUUCCUGUAAAUUCUUACAUAGAAGCAGCUUCUUGGUUUACCUAAACUUCCUGUCCACUUUCACUCUGCAUGCCCAUUCUUUGUUUUCUCCUGUCAUUGUUUCUUCGCAAAUGUGAUUCUGCCUUUACUGUGUACCUGAAAAGUAGAACAACCUCUGCCAGUCUUUCUAGUAAUUGUAUUAUUCAUAAUGAAGUUAAAAGGGGGCUCAGUUGCAUUCUUUCUAACACUGUAGCCUGCAGGAACAAGAUAACCGAUGUCUGAAGUGAAGGUUAGCCUAGCAAAAUGAGAAAUGCCACGGAAGGGAACAUAUGGUUCUGGGUGGAAAGAUGACUCAGGACACUCCAGGGAGAUUCUUUUGUAAACAUCUUUAGUGUUGGUUAAAAGAGAUCUAGCAUCCUCAUCUUAAAACAUACCUACAUGGAAAGAAGACCUAUGAAAUUAGUGGAAUUUUCUUCUAAAUAUGCACAAUUAGAAGGUUAGAGUUUAAAUUCUCAGGUAUACCGUUGCUGUUACAUUUAAUUUCCGCAGUCUUCUGUGUGUUUAAUAAUUAAGUGCCUAAUCGCUAUGGGGAUCGUUCGAAAUCGAACUCUGUUCCUGGGUCAUCAUUUGUAUUACUUCAAGAUAAUAAUAGGUGGUUGUGUUUUCAAAUAGGCCUUUCAAGUACUUUGGGGAUUGCAAAAAUUUCUGCAACUUCCACUGGGAUUAGAUUUAAAGUCACUUUUCCUGUUGGCAUUUAAUUCUUGUGUAACCUGAUAUAUGUUUCAGUUGUGACAUUAUCUGAUCAAGUGGUAGGCGCAUGCAGGCCUCUUCUUACAUGUGUCCUUAGUUUAAUUUCAACAAGCUAAUUCAAUUGUUCCUUGGCUAUCCUGUUUUUCCUUUAGAGCAGGCAUGCGAAAUCUGGUGCCCUCAACCCCUGUCAUCCCAGACCAAUGACAUCUGGAGGACACCAGCUUCCCCGGCCCUGAUUUUAGAGUGCCAGCAUUAAAGCAAAGUGUAGAAAGAUUGUUUCAUUGUUGCAGUACCCCAUACCAGCUACAGGUUCCUCAGGAAUUAUAUUUACUGUUUUUAUUUUCUCAAGCCAUGUUUGCAUUCUGUUGUGAAAUAUUUCAAGAGAGCAUGUAGAUUAAUCAAUUGAUGGGCUGCUUUGUGGAGCAGAAAUGAGGAUGAGAGCAUGCAAAAAUAUAUGCAAGUGCCCACCUAGCUGCUAUUAGUUUAACAAUGAAGCUUAUAAUUAAGCCAGCUCAGUAGGACACAUUAAUAAAACCAAACAGCAGCGAUCUACUUACUUAUUAAAAAUAUUUAUACUGUAUACUGUUUAAUAACGAAAGUCUUUUGUAUUUAAAUAGUAGGCAUGCAAAUAAAGAGAAACUUACAGAAACAGAAAAAACUGUUGGAAACCAGUAAUAUGAAAAUUUGAAAGUACUGCAGUCAGUUAUUAUAAGUAUGUUAUGUACAUAUGGAUGAAUGUCAGUGAUAAAGGUAUUGUCUUAAUAUGGAAUUUUUAUCCUAUGACCUUCACUUUUUGAACAAUAUUCAAGAGAUUUUACCUUUGACUCUUAGUUGGAACCCCAAGGACAACCCAAACAAUUGCAGGUUUUGUGUUUUAAAUGUGAGCAGAUCAAUUAUAGAAGAUGAAAGUUCACUUUUAAACGUAGUUCUCAUGAAGCGUAGACAGUGUCUUCCCUAAGUAGCUGUCUACCCAGAUCCUGCAUGACUUGGAACAGGGAGCUGUCCCUUUUGCCUUUGCCAUUCAGUAAUGUAGGCUGACAUAUAGAAAAAGGCAUUCUUUUGAUCACUGUAUAUUUGACAGGCAGCAUCUCAGCUUUAAUAAAAUCAGAUGAAUAGCGAGCGAGAACAUGCAGAAAUGAUUUUUUUUCUCUUUAAAGAAAGCUGUUGCUGCUUUGCUUUAAAAAAUGGUUAGUUAUGUUAAGAGGGAUACUUAGAAGGGUUAUGCAAUUGAAAAUUAUUUGAUUGGGACAUGAGGCAACUUAAAGCACAGAGCAGCGUAAGUAGAACUGAAAUGUAACAUUUUAUACAAUUUGCAGAAUCACCUCUGUUCAGGGUGCUGCAUAAAUGUUAGUGUAAUGUGGCCUGUCUGCCCUCAUUCUCGUUUUAGUUUGAGGAUAAUGUCAAGAUGGAUGGGUGAUGCACUGCUCAGCACAGUAUGUGUGCCUUUUUUGAAUUCUUCUCUCGACAAUCUGUGGUUGCUGGCAUUGAGUAGCUUCCUGUAUUAGAAUAAUAUUAAGCAUUCAUGAUGGAAAUAUGUACAUUACUGAAAUCAAGGUUGGAGCAGUGAAACUGUAUAAAAGAAUUCUGAAAUGAUAGUGGAUGCUGAAUGCAAUGCUAACUUUAGAUGCCAUUAGAGCAUCAAAUACUAAGUGCAUAAUGUAUUUCCCCCUAAUUGGAAAAAGAGCAAGGUGCUUUUGCAGAGAAGACUUACAUCUGCAAAUCCCAAAUUAAUAUUAAGCAUUCAGUAAGGUCUAUCUCUGAAUUGUCUACCCGUUCUGUGAGAUGGUUGCAAGUGAGAAAAUAAUACAUGGAUUUUGUGAUUUGAAAUGCGUCCAGAUAUGUUUGGCAGCCUAGGAAACUAAACCAUAAAACUAAAAAAGACCUCAUUGCAAGAUCUUUAUCUCAAAUAUAAACUGGCUCAUCUAGGUAACUCAAGAUUGAAUAACUUUGAGUUUUCAUUUUUAAAGAACAUGUUUGCCUGUUGUUAUAUUGCUAAAAGAAACAAAUGUUGAUUUUUGUUUUUGUUUUAAAGCAAGCCUUUGUUGGUAUCCUGUUAAUUUUAUUUAUUUAACUUACUAGUUGUUGCUGGAUAACUUUGGAGAUAGAUUCAUUUAGACAGAUAGAGUGGAAAGGCAGAAAAGGGCCAUAACCUGGAAAUUUUGGUGAAGUUUGAAGGAAGAGAAGAACUAGGCAUGAAGUACAUGAAGGCGCAAAGAAAUACCAAGUCAAGGUUGCACUAGGGAGACAGGAUAUCCUCUUUUGCUGAUGCAUUUUUAUAAACAUUGGUUGGUAUUGCAAAACUGUGAUAAGUGCAAAUUUUGAAGGAUGGCUAUAGUUCUAUUCUCGUAUUGUUUCAGAAGUUGCACAUUUGGCUUUAAAUGCAAGCAGAAUCAAAUUUAUAGCAGUAGCAUUCAAGGGCAAUGAGAAACAAGGCCUCUCCAUUCCCUCAUUGCCUUUGUUAAUAAAAUAAAGAAAUGCACAGCUUUGGAAUCAAAGCACCAUGAUCGUACAGGCAACAAUAAGAAAAUACUACGGAAUAGUUGGGGAAUUCAGUUGUCUCCUGUGCCAUCUAGAUUGACAACAACUGUAGAUUGAUAUGCAAAGGAAGUUACAAAGGUGCACCAAUCUGAUCUUAUUUUGUUUUCCAGGCAGAUGCUAUAAUGAGCCAUGCCAGGAGUUAAACUCCUGUGGCAAGUUAAUGAACCCAGAAAGUGAUUGCAGUACAAUUGAUUGAGAAAAUAACUAUGAAGAUUUUAAAGAGAGUUUGUAAAUGCCCUGUGUUAUGCUAAUUGAUCAUUAGUUAGGAGGGUUAUGUGGUUUUGGAGUUUGGGUGAUCAGGCUGGGAGAGAGAGCAGUGAGCCAAACUUUAGGAUUCCUGGGAAUGUGACGUUCUCUUCUAAGUAAGGAGUCAUGAGACUCUGUUGCUCUAUUAUAUUUUUGGUAAGGAUAAGAGAGAUGGAGUGUAAAGCAUUUUGUAUGUCAAAGUCCCUGAGAAAUUCCGUAUUAAUCCAUCCAAUCAUAAUGUGUUGCAAUCAAAGAACAAACAGUUGGAACAUGUGUUUGCUCGUACACAAUCAUUUUAUUUUAUGAUGCCAGCAUUAAAUGAUGUGCAUUUCUGAAUUGGUUGGCAUGGCUAAACAUCGGAUAAAAUGCUCUUAUGACUAAUAUCACCAUAAGCAGCACUUGUCUUUUCAGUUGCAACAGAUCCAGUGCUAGACUGCAAGCAAGGUAUGUGUGCAGGAAUUAGCCCUAAGCUGUACUGCACCUAUAGAAAUAGGAUCUGAACAUGGAACAGUCUUAAUACUCAAGUAGCUGAAGAGGUUUCAGUCUUUAGACCCACCAGCCAGUUUCAGAUUUUAGUUUAUCCUUCUUUAGUGCUUUUUUAAUGUAAGAUGCUCUGCAGGUUUUUCUCAUUCUUCUUUGUAUCUCUAUUUGAUAGCCUGUCUAAAGUUCUAGCAAUAUCUGUUACCUUAGACUAAGGAAUGGAAAAAGGCAGUAGGAGGGGAAAGUUAACAUUUCUGCGCUUCCAAGAUUUCUAUCUGGGAGGAAAAACCUUGCUGCUGUGAAAACAGUGUGUGGAGUCAGGUGGCUGAAACAUCAAGCAGCAAGGGGCCCUAUCCAUUUUCCAGCUGAUAAGCAUGGAAAUGGCUUACCUACUUUAGUCGCCCUGCUCAGAGAUCCUCCCUGUUGUCAGUCCUUAGUUUUGAGUGCCUUGUAAUUGGCCUCUGCCAGCAUAAUGGAUGACUGCAUCUGAGGCUUGCACUCCCUUUCUCUCCUCUCACCCUGUUUUGCCAAUCUCACUGCUUAACAGUGCAUAGAUAUCUUGUCCCUUCUCCUAAAUCAGCUGCUCAAAGGCAUCUUUCCCCCACUUCUUAUCUUGCAUUGCUCUGUUUGAAGUUGUCAAGUUGUUUUGCUAAUAAAAAAUAUGGGCUCCCAUAUGCUUUCCCUGCUGAAAAUGAAAGUGAAUUGGUUGCUCUUUCCUUUUGCUGGAUAGCUGCCAUUUGCUGUGAAUAUGGAAAUGUGAUUCCAUUGUUUGAUCUCGCAUCAUUUGCAUGUCAUGCGUGUCUGUGCCUAAUAAUGUAAUUUAGUUAGGUUAUUAGCACGUGCCAUUCUGAGCAGAAUGUCUUUUUUCUUUUAAAGAAAGCGUUAGAAAGCAAAUACACUUAAAGUAGAUUUUUUUAUUCUUGGUGUCUUGCUCUGAAGUGAUAUUUAAACUACAGACUUCUUAAAUCAUAUUUCUCAUCCACUGUGGUUAUCUACAUUUAGUUGAGUGUUUUUGUGGUAUGUCCUGUAAUUUGUAUGUUCUGCCCAGUGCCCAGAACACAUGGCGAAAGUGGGGAGGUAUAGGAAAAAUCAAGAGAAGCACAAUGAAGCAUUGGGAGAUGGACUGGAUGGUGCAGAGAUAAUUCAGCUACAUCAAAAAUUGAAUGUUACGCAUGUGAGAGAUCUUCCUCUUUUAGGAAGAGUGCUUCUUCCUUUCAAAUUUAAGUUUUGUUUUCAAAGUUUCCUCAAAGUAGUAAGAUUUGAUGUUUGACUAUACUGAUGCUAAACAUAGGACGUUGCCUUAUAUGAACUCAGACUAUUGGUCCAACCAGCUCGGUAGUACAUUUAGGAAACACUCUCAUGGUUUCAAACAGAGAGUCUUUCCCAGCCAUACCUAGAGAUAUUGGGGUUUGAACCUGGCACUUUUUGCAUUCAAAGAAGAUGCUCUACCACUAUAGCUCUUCCCCAAACCAGAGCUUUUUACUUCCUGUCUUUGUUUACUGUCUUGCAUAAUGGGUAUAUAUAGCUUUUCUUCCUAUGGGUGAUCGUGAUAAGAAUUCCAGCGAGCCCUAGUAUUUUAAAGUGAUGUUGCUUGUCUGGUGGUGAUCUUGCACAUUUCUUGCAUUUUAGGCACAUAACGCCAGAAAGAUUUUAUGUGGAAGCUUGUGAUGAUGGAGCCAAUGACGUACUUUCCAUUGACAGAGUCUCCACAGAGGUCACUCUUACAGGUAUUUUUCAUCAUCACUUUGGAAAUGCUGUAGUUUAGCCUUAAAUUGUUUUCCUUUAAGCUACACAGUAAAUUAGCCAGCAACCUGAAAACUAUCACAAAUCUGGCUCAUAAACCCAUCAGUUAUCCUUCUUCCUUCGUAAUACUGUAUCUGUUUAUACAUUUCUUGAUCAAAUUUAUUUUCAUUUACCUGUACAUUCUGAAAAUUUAGUGUGUGUUUGUGAAAAUUAUUAUGUAUAUUCAAGUUUCUCAAGCUUAUAUUCAAGCAAUGAGCUUUGGAAUAGAAACUUUUAGGAAAUUCUGUUUAUUGUGUAGCAGUAUAUGAAUCCAGUUGGCUUUAGCUGUACAAACACCACACUUCCUGGUUGCAAUACAUCUCUAGUCGAAGAAACAAUUCAAUACUGAAUCAAUAUUUGGUGAAGGAAGGAAAGAAGCAGUAAUGACUCAGAACUUUUCUGUGUUUACGUUUUUCCUGUAUGUAUCAAAUGGUGGCAGGAAUGCUCCAUGGUAGAAUAAGCUUAAAACCUGCUAGGCAAAUUUUGCUUCCAGUCUGCUCUUGUGGAGCAUCUUUAUUUAUUUGUUUAUUCAAAAAGGUGAUUUACAGUAUCUGAUAUAAUCAGUUAAAAACAUAUACAACAUUAUAAUAGCAACAACGGCAAAAAAGACCAACCAAAACAAACAAUGAACAGAAACAAUGGAAUCCUACCACUCCACACAGCCACUAAAAAGGGAGGUGGGACCUAAGAACAAGCGAAUCUACUCCAACAAUUAAAAGUAAUUUCAAAAUUCUUUGGUACAUUACAUUGAUUUCUAUCAUAUAACUGUUGUGGCUUCCGCCAAAGAAUUUUAGAAAUUGCAGUCUGAUGAGGAGGUAACAAUUUAGUUAGAGAUUCCCAGACCCACUGCUGAACUAGUAAUUCCCUGGGACUGACUGUUUAAUUAACAGUCAAUAAAUAUAGUUAAACCUCUUAAACUAGGUGGUUCUAACAUUCUAACCCCCCCAACUAUCUGCAUGCUUUAAAAGCAGUGGCAUUGCUGCAUAUUUUUGAUUUCUUACUUUCUGUUGAUGGUAAUAAAUAAUUCUCCCCCACUCCCAUCAUUUUCCUGGUUGUGUUUUGGUUCUUAUGACUCUGUAGCCCCCAGUGUUGAUGGUAAUUCUUCUAAAAUAAAUGCACCUUUCCAUACUCACAAAUACUCUGCUGGGACUUUUACCUGCAGAGACAGGUAAAAGUAUUGAAGUCAGGAACUGCUAAAUACAGCACUGAUCUUAAGGCUUCAGUAAAUCAAGUCUGUAUUGGCGGGGGGUUGGGGAAAGAAUCUCAUCUAAUGUGUGAAUGAUUCCAAAUUCAUCUAAUAAACAUUAGUGUUAGUUCCAUGUGUUUAAAUUUUCAAGUUUUUAGUUUUGAUCUUAGUAAUGUUAAACUAUUUAUUAUGCACACAGGGUCAUUUAAAUCUUAUUGGAUUGUGUUUGGCUGCAUGUGAUAGAUCUAAUACUGGUAUACUGAGACAGUGUAUCCUGUUUUUCCUUUGCAGUUAAGAAAGAUAUUCCGCCUUCAGCAGUUACUAGGCAAAUAUAUGGCAUUUUGGGGACAAUCCGUCUAGUGGCAGGUAUGAGAAUUUCAGUUAUGAAGAAGUAUUAUUUAUGAUGUCUCACAGAUAUUUUGAGAUCUUAUAAUAAGAGCAUGGUGCACAUUCAGAAUUGUUAUGUGGUACCACUCUGCUGGAAUGUCAUCAUUUUAGGCUGCAUGUGUGGCAUUGCAUAUUUUUAAUGUUCCCUCUUUGUGUUUUAAGUAUGGCUUAUAAAAGCAGCACAUUAUGUUGAGGGCUCAGCCACAAUCCGUCCCCCCGCCAAUGAUGGUUUUUGAAGUGAAAGAGCAUUCAAAUUUGUGGUUGCCUAUUUGACAAUCUUUGGGAAUGGCGAUUUGUGAUGAGUACAUGCAGCCGGAAUAUCAUUUAAAAACCACAGUGUCCAUGAAUCUCCUGAAAACUGGUACAUGGAGCAGUACAACAGAAACAUGCUUCGUCAUGUUUUGCGGUAGAUUCCAGCUCUCAAGAUUGUAGUGGUGAUGACAAAUAUUGCAAACUAUUUGAAGCAAGGCAUGAAGUUCAGUGUCCCUGCCAACUUCCCUGCUUCCUUUUUGCUAGAACUGCCUUAUAUUAGUAGAAGACAAAUCAGUAUUGCUAACCAGAGUCCUUCUGUUUUACAGGCACGUAUCUUAUUGUAAUAACAAAAAAGAGAAAAGUAGGUGAAUUUUUCAAUCAUGUUGUUUGGAAAGCAACAGACUUUGACAUCCUCUCUUACAAAAAGACCAUGCUACAUUUAACUGAUAUUCAGGUAGGAAUAGAUUUGGUAAUAGAAACACCUUUCGGCUACUUUGAAAUAUGUUUGAGAUGAAAUGAGCAUAGAUCUCUUUGUUAAAAAAAUACGACUUGUUCAAGCAUUAUUUUCAUGAAUUCAAAAAAGGCUGGGGUCCAAGGGGACACUUUUUCUCAGAGGAUACCUUCUCAUUGCAGCAUGUUCCUUUCACUGUAGAGCUGCUUCUGAAGGCCAAGACAUCCUCCAGAACAAAAUUUAGUGCAGUUAAGAGGGUAAAAUUGAUGCAUUCCCAUUCCUUCUUGCUUGCACUCGGAGCUGCUGUUAGGAGCACACAGUGUUCUUUUACUCCUGACCAUAAGUUCUUAACUCCUCAUAAACAGCUGUGCAUUGGUAUGGUGGAAUUGGGUUAUAUUUUAGCAACAGAAUGCUUUAUCUUGAAAAGAGGAACCUUGAAACACUUUCUCUGUGAGCUCUUUGUCGGAUAUUGUAGGAAACUUGUAAUAACCAGGAGGGGAAAUUAGAGACAGUGUGGCAAAUAAUAAUGCUUUCCCUCUUUAACAGUUACAGGACAAUAAAGUCUUUUUAUCAAUGAUUAGCCAUGUAUUGAGUGUGGACGGAUUUUAUUUCUCUACGACAUACGACUUAACGCACACUUUACAACGGUUGGCUAAUACCAGCCCGGAGUUCCAAGAAAUGAGCUUGCUAGAAAGGGUAAGAAAGGAUACAGUUUAUUGCCAACUAAAUAUAUAUAUAUAUAUAUAUAUACAUACACAUAUAUAUACAUGCACACACACACACACACACAUAUAUAUAUAUAUAUGCACACAUACAUAUAUAUAUAUAUACACACACAAGAUAUGUGUCUUUCAGUACCUGAAUGAUAGCGUGUUUAUUUAAACUGUAAAUAGAGACUGUCGGGACACGGGUGGCACUGUGGUCUAAACCAGAGUCUCUUGGGCUUGCCGAUCAGAAGGUCGGCAGUUCGAAUCCCCAUGAUGGGUUGAGCUCCCGUUACUCAGUCCCAGCUCCUGCCAGCCUAGCAGUCCGAAAGCAUUCCAGUGCAAGUAGAUAAAUAGGUACCACUGCGACAGGAAGGUAAACAGCAUUUCUGUGCGCUAUGAUUUCCGUCACGGUGUUGUGUUGCGCCAGAAGCGGUUUAGUCAUGCUGGCCACAUGACCUGGAAGGCUGUCUGUGGACAAAUGUCUGCUCCCUCGGCCUGAGAGUGAGAUGAGUGCCACAACCCCAUAGUCGCCUUUGACUGGACUUAACCUGCCAGGGGUCCUUUACCUUUUUAAUAUUUAUUUAAACUGUAAAAGUUGCAAUGUAUUAUUAUGUAAUAUCCUGUUUGCAACAAAAGCCAUUUGAUCUUAAAUUUAGAUUGAUAGUUUGGGGAUUUAUUCUGCGAACCACUGAUCUACCACCUGAUUUGUUUUACUCUUUUUGAGGAAGAGAGGCAUGUGUUUCUUUAAUUGUUAGAUGGUAGGGGAAAGGGAUUGGCUUACUGCCACAUUUCAGGAAAGCAUUGUCUGAAAGCAAACAAGAUCCUUGGUGUUUAAAAUUUACCCUAUGAUGCAACUCCUUACAGGCAGAUCCUCGGUUUGUAUGGAAUGGGCACCUCCUUAGAGAAUUCGCUGCUCAGCCUGAGGUAAUGUAUAUGCAUUUUGCUGAGCAUAAUCUCCAUAAUGUUGAAGAUAGUGAAAGCACAGCUAUAAAAGCUGGCCUGCUUUUGGGUUCAUGUGACCAGAACAGCUGGUGAUAAAAUGCAAAGUCUUUUAUGGUUGUAGCAAACUAUAUAGUAAUAACUGUUACAGAAACCAAUAGCCUUUAUUUUAAAUGGAGCAGAGACACUAGUGCUUGUGCUAGUUGAAAAAGACCUUAAUAAAGUGGGGGUUGCUAGGCAUCUUUCCCAAUCAAACAUGUUUGGCAAAUCCCUGGUUCAGAACUUAAAUUUGUCAGCCAUCCUCCUAUUAAGACGUGUGUAGAGCAAAUUCACUCAAUCAACGUCUUGCACAGCUCGAUAAGAAGAGUCCUCAAUUAUGCAUGCAGGAUACAGUUUUUCCUUGCCAAGACGUGGUAUUAAUUCCUCGCAGGUCAGCUAACCACCCUAAUUCCUUUCAGCAGUGAACAGACAGUAAGCAAGUUGCAAAUACAGUGUUUGCCAAUUGAUCCGGGUGAGGUGGCUCCCAGAAUGUUGCCUUUACAAGAGAUACUACAAAUCUCCCUUGAGAUGUCACAGCAGCUGCCGAGAGCCAAACAAUUCAUUAAGACUGUCGACUUAACAAAAUAGCAGCUUGUGAAACCGUUAGUGAUGAAAACAAUCUCUUUCUAGCCUGCAGCUUUAUUAUCAGUUGGAGGGGGAAAAACCUCACCUAUCCUGUGCUCUUUAUGUUCAUACAAAUGCUUAGUUCUGCGAUUAGCUGCCUUAUAGUACGAUCCAACAAUUAACGCUUUGAGCCAACGGCAUUUAGCCACGGAGCAGAUAGCAUUCUUUACCAAUAGCUUAGAGUCGCGAAGUCCCUGGUUGAAGUUUUGCCUGAGCCAUAAGUUUGGUAGGUAAUAGGAAACCUUUUCUUAAACCAAGAACUAGUGUAGCAUUGUAGCUAAGAACCUGAGCAGAGAAUUGGGGAAACUCUUAGUCUAAAUUUCACUUCAGAGAGAAGAAAAUGCAAGCAUCAAAGCCACUCAUUUUAUUUAUUACUCCAUUUAUAUCCCACUUUUCUUCCAAAGUGCUCAAGGUGGAGUACAUAUAGUCGUACCUUGGUGGUUGAACGGAAUCCAUUCCGGAAGUCCGUUCAACUUCCAAAAUGUUCGGAAACCAAAGAGUGGCUUCUGAUUGGCUGCAGGAGCUUCCUGUAGCCAAUCAGAAGCCGUGGAAGCCCCAUCGGACAUUUGGGUUCCAAAGAACGUUUGUAAACUGGAACAAUUAUUUGGGAUUGCAGCAUUCGGGAGCCAAAACAUCUGAGUACAAAGGCGUUCAGGAUCCAAGGUACGACUGUAGUUACAACAACUAAUGUGUUUUUCAAACAGUUUCAUGUUACAAAUCCCAAAUCUUAUAACAUAAGUUCCGGAAAACAAGUUCCUUUAAGGAAUGCUUAUUUUUGGACUUUGAACAAGACUCUUCCCUUGUAUAUCCCUCUUCUGUGUAGGUAUAAGUUUAUUUCUCUUGCGUGUGAGAAGGAGUUACUUUGCUUUGCCCUUCCACAUUUUGUCUGCCAAAUCUCAACUUUGGUAGGAAUAUGCCAGGUGGCCACCUUCUUUCCAUGCAUAUGCAAUAAGGAGUAAGUUCCAUCUACCUUGCAAGGUGGUUGAAAGGAUACGGAAACAAUGCAUGUGCGAGGGUCAAAAAUCUAAAGCAUGAUAAAAUUAAGGUAUAUUAUUGAUCUGUGUGCUACAAGCAGGUGGCACUAAGUACAUACAGUGUGAGUACAGAACAUUUUACUGUAAAUAAAUGCUGUAAAUGCUGUAUUGUUAGUUUGUCCAAAUUCUGUAUUGGUUAACAUUCCAAUGUCCAGUGCUUGGGCAAGUCUUCAAAUACUCAAAUACGGUGGUUCAACUGUGAAAUGUUUGUUUUACAGAUCCAUAGGUUUGCCACUCCAGUGAUGCAUGGAUGUAUCUUUUCAUGAUUCUGUCACAAUUCGAUUAAUAUUUAGAGCCCUGGCAGAGUGCUGCUUCCACACUAGUUCUACAAAAUGAGGUACCUGAGCAACUUGAAGGUGGAAACGCCAAAGCUUUUUAGCAUAUACAAUCUUUAAUGCCUCCUCUAAAACUUCCAACUUCAUCCUAAAAGCUACCCCCUCCAAAAACAACAUCAUCCAGGCACUGCAGGGACUGGGAGAAAAGGAGCUGGCUGAGUAAUACUAUUUACUGUUUCUUGACUAGAACAUAAAAAAAAAUUGUGCUGUUCAGUGCCAAUGUAAUGAGGGGUCAUGAUUUGUGUUUAAGAUAUUAGCCGGUGAGACCAAAAUGCUGACAUGUGGAGCGCUGCUCUUCAGUGUUGAGCCAAGCCUUCUUCCAUAAAACUCCGUUGCUUUUCAUUUCUAAUCCCCACUCUAGCUUUCAGUUGGCUUCCCCUCCUCUCCCCCAAACAAUUGACCAGCAUUACAUGGCCAUUCAGUAGUGUCUGUUGGGUGGGUUGGUUGGUUGGUUUUUUGUUUUUUGGAAUGGGGUGGGAUGCCUCUUAGGGUUUUUCUGCAGAUUUUCUGAAGUAUUGUGGGAUCCCCCAAGCAUGGUUGCACCACCUGCUUCUGUGUGCAUUGUGGUAUUUUGGCUACAUAAUAUGCCCUUGGAGUUCACUUUAGUUAGUGUGUGGGUGUAUGCGCAGUGCAGUAAAUACUAUUUAUCAGGUUUGGUUUGAAGUCCCAACAUAAUGGCUUCUUCAUAAAAAUGUUUAUACAGAUCUCUUUUUCCCUACCAGUUGGAAAUUUAGGGCAAAUGCAAAUUUCUCUUCCCCUCUAUUCCUAACAAAAGCAACAAAAAAACCCCCCAGUAUUUUUUAAUCAUGCAUGCACUCAUAGAUAUUAAGUUGCUUGCUCUUAACUUCAGUGUUAAGAAGUUUGAAAUGGAGAAAAUAUGUUCUCCAUGGAUUGCAUCCAACACUGACUCUUAGCUGAUGAUAAGGCUCCCAUCAGUGGAAAGGGGAGAUAAGCAAUUUUUAGUGAUUCACUAAAUCUGCUCUGGAGAGUCCCACAAUCCUCUGGAACAGAUCUGGAAGUUCAGAGAAGAGAGAAUACCUGAACAUUGCCUCUCUCCUCGUUCAGCUGAUUAAAGCUUUACUGUCAAGGAAGUAAUGGUAUGUGUUCCAGCUCUGUGUCCGUAUUCCUGUAUCUCAACCAUUCUGAGAAAGGUUGUUGAUAUCGCUCCCUUCUCGGAUUUACUGUUGUUGUCAAUGUGCACAUGUGUAUUCCUUAACACAUCUCCUUCAAUCAGUUAUUAUCAUGCACUCUUGUUCCAUUAAUGGAAAAUACUUUGACUGGAUUCUUAUUUCCCGAAGAAGUUGUUUCAGAGCAGGCGUGCGCUACUAUGUAAGAGGUAAGACACAUGCACCGCAAAUGGUUGUUAGUAGUGCUACCUCGGUGAUGGGAAGGUGUAUAUUAAUGAUGCAUAAGGCCCGAAAUGACUCACUGAGUGGUACCGGACUGCUAUACUAGUUCCCUGGCAAGUGAGUCCCUGUUGCUUACCCAAAGGGGGAAGGGGCAAGGAGGUUGGUAGGGUGCAAAUGUUCCAGCAGAGCCAAUCCAGUGCUUCUGCUAGUGCAUUUGCACCGCACCAACCUUCCUGCUUCUUUUCCCCUUCUGGUAAGCAACAGUGACCCACCUGCUGAAAAGUCAGCAUAGUGACUCCUUCCCACUUCUGUGUAAGUUGCUUUGAGUGGGACAGGCCCCCAAAGGCAGUCUUGUUAACAGGAUGAAACUGUUGUGUUUUACCACAUACUAUGCAGAUUUAGUUUUGAAAAGUUCUCCAAGUGCCUCUACUAUCUCCACACGUUGAUGCAGAUUCAAGUUGCUUGUGUAUAAAAGUAUAUCUCUUUGGAGGAAGGAAAAUGCACAUUUAAAAAUAAACAAACCAGCAAAUAUGUGUGUGUACACACAAACAAUCUAUAGGCAAAUACCCCUUUAAACGGGGGGUAUGUUCCAAGGCACAACCCGUUUAAGUAAAAUUGCAUAUAUUGGGAACACCAUUGAAAAAGCCUGCAUUUUGUUGAGGGAUCUGAGUAAUCCCAAAAUAUGGAUUUAAUAUUGUGUGGGAAAUGUUUUAUUUUCUAUUUUUUUUGUGUGUGGUUUCUUCUUUUAUACUUAUGUGAUGAUAAUGUUUAAUUGUGAAAAUAAAAAUAAAAAUAUAUAUUUUUUAAAAAGCCUGCAAACACCCUCUAAAAAACACCCUUGAGAAACCCUUUGAAAAACAAAAAAUCCACCACAGUCUCUCCCUCCAAACCUCCUUGCUCAAACACAACUCUCUGCAGGCCUCAAAGGUUGGUGCAAAGGCUUAUGGGGUUGCUAUUUUUGUGCCGUUUUUGCCCCUUUUCAUGCCAGUUUGUGGUGAUGUGCGUGUGUGCCUUGAACAUACAUAAAUAGGGAGUUUGUCUGUAUAGUUGCUGUUUGGGGAAGGAAGAAAGGGGCGGUUCAUUCAUUCUCUGUCCCUCCAUGCCAAGUGCAACUCAAUGCAGCGAUCUCCCCCCCCCCCAACCACCUUGGAACAGCACCCCUCACAAUUCUGCAAUUGCUGCUAUUUAACAAACUGUUUUUGUGAAACAAAAAGCCCCAGUGGAUACAGAGAGCUAACUGCAUGUUUUUUUCCUUGGACUAUGAUUAUCUUCUUGAAGUGGGUUCAUUGGUGGCGAAGUAUCUUCCACUACUUGUCCUUUAAUACCUAGAGAGCUGCUGUACCCAGUAACAGAAACACACUUCCUAUGCAAUAUUUUAUGAAUGCACAAAAAUGCAACAUAAAUAAUCCUCUGCAGGACACGGUGUUCUAUUGGAAGUUCUUGGUUUCACUGUACUUGAUGUUUGCAGAAAUGAUGAAAUGGAAGGAUGUGGAUAAUAAGGCUUUGAGCUAUAGGCAGUCAGGUAUAACUCUGAAUUGCUUAAUCUUGCAGGUAUUGAUUCCGAAGGACAUGCAGCAAACUUCGUAGAAACGGAACAGAUAGUACAUUACAAUGGGAGCAAGGCAUCUUUUGUUCAGGUACGUUUAUGAAAUUUCUCAACAGUCCUUCAUCAGAAAGGAAUCAAGAUGAACAAUACAAUUAAGGGAGCAUAGUCAAAUGAUAAUUUAAAAGGAGCACAGGAGGCAGCUUGAAAAAUUUAACCAAAAGCCUGGGGGGACAGAUAACAUUUUGAUCUGGUGUAGAAAGCCCAGUAAGUUUGAGGCCCUAUAUUUUGGUUUUUAUAACUAGUCUUUGCCUCUACCCUCUUAAUGCAAGUCUGCUCAAAGAUGUGAUGCAGAGGUUAUUUGGGAGGUUGUGUUGACAACAUAGCAUUGUAUACAAGUUGUACAAGUGACAAUAAAGUAUUUCAAUUCAAUUGUAUGCUUCAGUUUUCUGUUCUAUUUGUUUUCCAGACACGUGGAUCAAUUCCUUUUUUCUGGUCGCAGAGACCAAACCUCAAAUAUAAACCAAAGCCACAGAUCAGCAAAACAGUAAAUCAUGUAUGUUUUAUUUAUUUUUUCCUGUCCAUCUGCAGCGAGGGUUAGGGUUAGGGUUUAAUAUUAAUAUGGUGCUAAUGGCUGUAUGCAUUUGCAAAAAUCCCUAAGGUGGUUGCUGCUCUUCUGCAGAGUGUUUUUUCCCUAAGGUAUUCCUCAAUAUGGUUUGAAGGUUUUCUCUUGAAGCAGCAGUCCUCUCAUCUUCAAAGACAGACUUUAGUCCUUAAUUUUCCCUGAACCACUCUAUACUCUAUACUGAAGAGGGUUUUUUUAAUCCAAGAAAGCUUGGGGCCAGUCCAUAGGUCAAGAACAGGAUGGCUGGCGUUGCCUCACAAGGUCCUUUGGUUGGGAAUGUCUGAACCUUGAUGCAAGCCAAUUAGCAGGCAAGGGUGCCUGGUAAGACCAAGACCAAACACUUGAAUUUAAUGUGGACUCAAGAACUUUACCUGCUUAAUUGUUUGCUCAUUGAAAGGCUAACAAUCUUUUGUAAGCAGCAAGUAGUUUCUGGUUUCUGAGAAAUGCUCCAAAAGUGAUCUAUAGGGCUGGUUUGAAAUCCAUAUUGGUUUCAUAAAUUUUGAUCUGGCAAUAUAUUGCAAAUCAUCAUUUGUGUGUGCGUAUCCUAUGCAAAAAUCACAGUGUGGGAAAAACCAUGAAGCCAGCUAAUGCCUCCACAUAGCUCCAUCCUUAUUUUAGAUAUUGUUAUAUAUCAGUGAAUCAUGAUGUUUAGCUGCUGAUGUAUCACAGUGUUGAAAACCAGAUAUUGCCCAGUCCUAGUGAUCUGUUCCAACAAAGAGCCGUUGGAAUGUUCUUUUGUGUAAAAGCACAUUAGUUAGUGUCUUAAACUGUCAAUAGAGCUAGGAGUUCAAAAUCAAAAGAUUUUCCCUAUUGUCUUUCUGCCCCAGCCGCCUGGGCCGCAACAUCAAGAGAGGCAGAGCAGGUAUACGCAGAACUGUGGAGGGGAGUGGAUAAAAAGCUGUAGGCAGGCAGAGAUGGUUGAUGAGUUUUCUGGCUAAUUUCAGAAUAUAACAACAAUGAAUGCAUGAUCUAACAUCUGUAGUAGUCAUGAACGUGUUGCCAUUUGCUUUUAACUCUGCACAGCUGGAGCUGCAUAUUGAACCUUUUUAAUAUUCCUUUGCUAUGUUCACUGAAUAUUGAGCAAGUCCCCCCCCCUUUUCCCCCCUACAAAUUCUCAAAAACAUGACGCUUUGGCCAAACUUUGAAUAAAAAGUGUACCAUGUUCUUUUUCAGAUGGAUGGCUUCCAAAGACACUUUGACAGUCAGAUUAUUAGCUAUGGAAAGCAAAUAAUUGUUAACCUGGUAAGAUUUGAAUUUAAUUGUACAUUUGAGUUCAGGAAAAUGUUAUCGCUGCUGCGUGUGACCUUUUUCUUCCUUUGCAGGUUAACCAGAAGGGCUCAGAAAAGCCGCUUGAGCAAACGUUUUCAAAAAUGGUAAACAGCUUGGGAAAUGGAAUGGUCAGGUACAUGCUAAACGAAAUAGUAUUUGCAUCAGUAUCAGAACAACUGCCUGGUUUAGACAUAAAAUUGUACCUGCAUGUGAAGAUGUCAAGUUCUGUGUGAAUUCAAUGAUAACAUGCUUUCUGUAGUUGCACAGAUUUUAUUUAGGACUUUAAAUGAAACCGCACGGCUUACUACUGUCCCUCUUUUUAAUUUGUCUAUCACCCAUUCUUCACCACAGGUCCCAGGGCAGGUUACAAUAGUUUAAAAGCAGAAAUUAAAAAACAAUUGGAACAGAUCAGUCACAGGAAUCGUGUGGGCCCCAGAAACACAACUCUCUCUUGUCAAAGGACAGGAUAAAGAGAUGUGUUUGCGCUCGCGUGCACACACACACACACACACACACACACACACAAAUGUGCUAGGGCAAAACUUGCUCCAGAAAGAUUGAAUCCCCUUUCUGGACCACGACAAAUAAAGAAUAAACCUGUGCAGAUUCUAAGCAUGCCCAUAUUAAGACCACCAUCGGAGUUCAGAGAUGAGAGAGGAAGAAAUGGAAGUAGAAUGGUUGCUACAAGAGUUCAUGGUUGGCCGGGUGGAGAGAUCCAUGAAGAUGGUAGGUAGCUGGCUGUCCUGGGAUGGAGGAAGAUCCCCUCCAAGCAAACUGUCAAAUAUAAGGGUGGUCAUGUCAUACAGUCCAGAAGCUGUACGCCGGCUCCCUCAGCCAAUAAAGCGAGACGCGCACCUCAACCCCCGAGUUGGCCACGAGUGGACCUAAUGGUCAGGGGUCCCUUUACCUUUACGUCAUACAGUAGGAGAGGCAAGAUGCAAGAGUGCCAUUGUGUGGCUUUUGAUUUGGAAAUGUUUAUUUGGGAGGUGAAAUUAAGGAUUAUAAGCCUGUUGCUGGAGAAGACUGCAGGCAAAAGUUUGUUUGUUUGUUUGUUUGUUUGAAUUGGAAAGAAAAAUGCAAACUGAACACCUCCCACCCCACAACCUAAAAAGCGUAAGUUCACUGGACAGUUUGCAGUAAAAAAAAAAAAAAACCACCAACAAAAACCUUUAACUCUGAAAAAAAACACAUUACACUUUCAUGUGAAGCUGGCAAGAGUUAUCUUUCAACAACUAACCCUUUUAGGUGGGCAGAGCAUGCUUUUUAAAAACUUUUGUACAGUUCCGAGCCCCACUUUUCUCCCCUGCUAACAGAGACCUUUGUCCAUCCCAAAGACAAAAUCCUGUUUCAUAGUUAAUAUGAUGCCUGGUACGUUUUGAGAAAAUGCUUUAUCAGGGGAACCUCAUACUGCUUAAUAAUGCAAGUUUUUAUUUUUCUGACCUUUUAUUCCCCCACCCUGUCCGCUGCCCCGAUCCCAAUUCAGACACUGAAUAGCUUCCUAACUCACAUGUGCUUUCUCUGCCCAGAUAUGUAGCAUUUGAUUUCCACAAAGAAUGCAGUCAUAUGAGGUGGGAUCGGCUCCAGAUUUUAAUGGAUCAACUAGCUGAACAGCAAGAUGAAUUGAGGUAAUAUAAAUGACUAAACAACAACAACAACAGUCAUGUCAUAUGCAACUGCACUGUGCAGGCAUUUAGUUGUGGUUAGUGGACGUUACAUAAUAAUUUGAUUUGUACACAGCAGACACUGAAAGUAAACUGCUGCCUUAGUCCCAAAGAAAUUUGCAUGGUUGUAGUGAUUCUUAAGGAAGAUUAUAUCAACAAUCAGUGAUCUGGGCUGAAAUUAACUGCAUUGAUUUAAUAGAAACUUAACUUCCCUUUGGAUUUACCUAAACUAGAUCCUCUGAACUUGUGUGGCUCCUUUUCCAUUUCUACACAACGGUAUAAGGAUCUUGAUAAUACGGCAUCAUUAUAGUUGGCCAUUUUUUAAAUAUAAAGCUGGUGUUCACUGCAAAGAUGUGUUCCAUUUAAAAUCUUAAACCAGAGACAACUGCGCUUGGUUACAAAGUUAGCACAUUUUGAUUUCUGAGAAUGGAUAAAUCUCCAAAGGCUAACCAGCAGAAAUCUCAGAAUUGAAUUCCAUGUCCUAACAAGAUUAAAACAUCUCUACGGAACAGGAAGCCCUUUGAUUUCCUGGGACGUGUUUAUUAUUAACAGAACACUUCCUUUUAAAACACUGCUCUUUGAAUAAGAAUUUAGUAUGGAUGUUCAAGAUCAGUCAUAAUAAAUAAUACACAUAGCUUUUAGUAGGACAUCUUAUAAAUUUCAAUAGAAGGAAAAGGAUGAAACGUUAAUCCAGAUUCUGUAAUGAGAACCUUGUUUUCUCAUGAGAAUCAGAAAAUGCAUUUUCCAGAUGCGUUGUGGGCAACAGCCAACUAUUGCCUUGCCCUAGUUUGUCUCUCCUCUAAAACAGGCUCUGAGUAUUAGUGAAUCAGGGUCUAGAGGCCAAGAGCAUGUGAUCUUUUUACUUCAAUUCGCAGACAUUUAUGCUGUACUGCAAGCAGCUUUUGGGUCUCUCCUUGAUUUUGAACAUAGCCUGCCGUCUGGCCUGGAGGCUGCUUUCAAGAAACAAGUCCAGAAUCACUUGGGCACGUAGAACAGUUUUCCUUCUCUGGGGAUCCUGGCAGUCAUUUCAGACAUCUGGUCUUGAAAGAUAUUAAAAAGCGCAUCUUGGCAGGUGCUUGUAGUAAGAGAAAUGAAAAGUAGAAUGAUUAAAUAGUUAGAUGAUUGCAACCUUUGUGAUCUAAGCAAAACUUGUUCAUGGUGCACUUAACCAGCGAUACUUCAGAGUCUGUGGGAAAACUCUAAAGUUAAGGAGAUUGUUUUGGGAUUAUUUUCUUUUUAAAAAAAAAUAUUCUGGAAAACCUUCAGAAAUAUUUUUCUUUGCUGAUGCUACAGCUGUAGUAGCGUUUCAACAAAAAAUGUAAAAGUGGUAUUUUGUGAAUUCUUAGGCAAGCUCCCUUGUGUAUUUCAGCUACUUUCUGGUUGAUUCUGAUGGGAAGGUGGUGAUGCAGCAAGAAGGGACAUUCCGCAGUAAUUGUAUGGACUGCCUGGACCGGACGAAUGUGAUUCAAAGCCUUCUGGCACGGCGCUCUCUCCAAGCACAACUUCAGGUGAUGAUUGCCUCCUAGUCUCUCCGUUUCCCUUUAAAAGCUGCGUGUAAAGGGAUGCUGCUGGCCUUCUAGAAAUUUGAUAAAACAAAAUAUUCUAUAUUUACAUAGUGCAAACGUCUACAUAGAUGUGAAGCUCCUAUUUCAAGUUUAUGUUUCUGGAACGUGCUUUUUCUGGCACAUUAAAAUGGUCCCGUUUUCAUACAGUAACAGUUUCUGUUGUCGUUGCAGAGAUUAGGCGUUUUGCAUGUUGGCCAGAGAAUUGAAGAACAAGCAGAAUUUGAGAAGCUUUAUAAAAAUGGUAGGUUUUGGUUUUAGUCACCAAGCCGACUUUACUUUUAUGAGCAUCUUAUUUGGAGUCUCUUUUUAAAGGGGAAAAAAAUGUUCUCUGUUCAUAGCUUGGGCCGAUAAUGCGAAUGCAUGUGCCAAACAAUACGCCGGAACGGGUGCCUUAAAGACAGACUACACGAGGCAAGUUUGAACCAAUCUUUCUUGGGAGAAAAUGUAUUGUAACUUCACUAAGAGCAGUUACCUGUUGUUCAGACACUCUGAACUUGCUUCCAUAGUUGCUGCGUAUUACCGUACAUGGAAUCAUACAGUGGGAAGGGACCCUGAGGCUUAUCUAGAAAUAAUUUGAAAAAUUGUAUCUCGUUCAGCCAAGCUAUUAGGAUUCUCAAAGCAGUGUGCAGCCGUUAAUCACUAAAAUAAAAGCAGACUAAAACUAUAAAAUAGCAUAUGGCAGAAUCCGUGACCAGGGAGAAGAGUCGGUGGAAGAAGAUUGGAAGAAAUUUAAAGACUAUUUACAGAAAUAUUGUAAAAUUAAUGAAUGUUAGAAUGAUGUUGGAUUGAAGUUAAGUGGUUUCUAGUUGUAUAGGUACAAAAGAAUAUGGAAAAAUUGGUUUUUAAUAGGUAAAAAUCUAACGUUACAAUAUAUCAAGACUAAGGAUUAGGAUUAAAAAGGAGGGAAAGGAAUUGUUGGAUUAACAAAUUUAAUUGGAAUACAAAAGAGGGAGGUAUGAGGAGGUCCGGGAAACAAGUAAACGUAAAAGAAGUGAGGAAAAGAUGGAAUUGUUUUUAACUGUUUUUUCUUUUUUCUUUGUAUUUUUCCUUUUUAUUGUUAAUUUUUUUUUAUUAAUGUGAUUUUUUUCCCUUUGAAACUUUAAUAAAUAUUAUUUUUUUAAAAAACAAACAAACUAUAAAAUAGCAUAAAGCCAGCAAAUAUGCUAUGUAGAAAAUACUACCUCUGUUACUUAGUGCUUCUGUUUUAUUUAUCCAGACCAGGGUGGUGCAACAUUUCAUACCAAAUGGGCCACAAGAGUUUUCCAACAUGGGACCCAAGGGCUGCACACUGCUUUGUCCUGUGGGGGUAGAGAGUGAGGCCAAAAUUUGACACCUACCUCUGGCAGGGUCCUAAAGCCCUCCCACCUUCUUCCCAAAGCUGGCAAAGCGCUAACUAGACUUUGGGAAGGAGGUGGACUCUAGGACCCUGUCAGAGCCCUCAAGCAUCGUUCCCAAAUCCCAGCGACUCUCUUUCCCAGCUUUGGGAAGGUAGCAUGAGCGCUGCGAAGCAGGGGCUGGGGAUUGUCAAAUGCUACCAAGGGCCACCCAAAAGGCCUUGGGGGCCGCACAUUGGACUACCCUGAUUUAGGCUUAUAAUGUGAACGGCUGUAACUUUCCACGUUUUUACUGCUCUUGGCAACUUCCCUUGCUACAAUCUUAAAUGAAAAUAGUAUCUUUGUCGUAUGCUGUUUAUACAGGCAGCUGUUCCACAGCUAAAUUCCUCCAUCAGUUGCAUAUUUUCUCAGGCUAAAUACAACCUUGAUAAGAAUCGUUAGUCCAGAUUCUGAAUAAAUGAGGAUAAAACAUCGCUAUAGAGUCCAUGCUAGUAUCUGGACCAUUUGUGCAAAUGUGUGAAAGGGAGGAACUCUCUGAAGGGUUUAUUUUUGAAAUCACGAGGCCUUACUGUGGAGCCCUUGGUAACUCUUUGUGGUGGUGGGGAGGGGGAAAUUGGGUUGAACUGGAAAAAGUGCUUUGGUUAUAAAAGAAAGGCUAGACGAUUUGAGGCCUACCUUUUCAGUUUGGGGGUAGAGAGUGAAGAUACACACCCCUCCCUGGUGCUCCUACCACUACCAAUAUUAGACCAGUUCCUUAUAAGCAACAGAUUUCAAUUUUCCCUGUUGAAAAUGUCUGCUUUUAUUAUUAUUUUUUAAUAGAACUGGGAAGAGAACUCAGUGGGGCCUCCUGAUGGAUGGUUGGAACUCACUCAUUCGCUACUACAAAAACAACUUUUCUGAUGGAUUUAGACAGGUAAGAACUUCCUAGCAUUUGGCUUUUCCGGUUGCUUUUUAUUUAGCUUGAAAAAUGUGCUGUGCGUUGAAAGGAACGAAAAAUGCCGUGGUCACUCUGCUCCAGGGCUUAUGGAAGCGGGAGAUUCCGGUGUGGUGAGGUCAGGCAGUCAUAAAAAUUGCAGUGAGGACUUGGCUACUGUCAUGUUGAAAAGGAUUCCAAGAAUUGGAAGGAGGGAGGCAACAAAGGAGAGGGACGUGACAUUUGACAAGCCAGCAAAUGGCAAGCGGAUCCCGGCAUUUGGAGAAGCAUAGGUGUAAUGUAUAGAACUGGGAGAGGAGACCUUUCAUCAGAGGCACCUUGAAGUCACUGGAAAGAUGGCCUGCAAGUGGGGAAGGAAAGCUGUCAGAAGAAAAGUCGCAACUUUUUAGAUGACAAAUGGGCAGAGUACAGUAACUGGAGGGUGGGUUUUGGUGGUGCCGAGUAGGUUAAUAUGGGACUUGAUUCUCAACCGUUUAACUCUGGAUUGCUUUGCAGGACGCUAUAGAUCUUUUUCUUGGAAACUAUUCGGUGGAUGAAGUCGAUUCUCUCAGUCCUCUUCAUGUGCAGAAAGACUGGAAAUUUUUGGCUGUAAGAGUUUUUCCAUUUUUGUGUGCUUAUCUUUAUAUAACACUAUUUAAACUUAGUUGAAUCAGGCUAAGAUUAACAAUGUGUUGUGGUUGCAUGUAUUUUACAUUUUACUUACUGGAACUGAAGCCCUGGUUUGGCUUUUGCAAAGAGUAGAGCAACUUUCAUGGCUUACGUUUGGGGCUAGUGAAAAAAAACUGUGUGUCCAGUAUUGGACUUGUAUCCCUCUGUUCCUGGGCUAUCAAGCAGACUUGGGAGAUAGUUACUUGCUGUCCAGAGGAUAGCGUCUCACCUAAUGUUCUCUCCUCCCCUUGCAUAACUAUGGGGAAGAUUUUUACCGAGUUUAUUUUCUUCGAAACAGAAUCUUUGCUUUCCGUAUACCCCAAAUCCUGGUUGAAAAACAAACAGCAGUUAAUUGCUAAACAAAUGAUGUUGGCUUGUUUGGCAGGAACCCACUGUUGGUUUUAAACAAGGAUUUCUGGUUUGCAUGCAAUGCUGGUGUUCUUUGAAGCUGAAAGUUAACUGGGCAGAAAUCUUCCUCCUGGCUGGCUGGAAGUGCGCAAGCCCAGAACUUGUCCACACAGCACUAGACCAAGGCUUAGUGCACGCACAAAACAGUCCAGCAGGGAUCUGAACUCUGAUUUCAUGCAUGUAAAACCUAGCUAUGACACCAUCCUACAAUAUACAGUGGCUGAGAUAUAGAACUGAUCCUGUUCUCUGCAGCUGAGCAGAAUAGGAUGGCGUGCUAGGCUCUUGCCACAAGAGGCGCCUUUCCCCUGUUGUUUUGGUGCUGCUCCCUGUACCGUAAACUGAGGCAGUAACUGCCUGUGCUGUUUCAGCAGCACUCCAAAUAAGCCUCAGAGAUGUAAAGUGUACUGGGGGGGGGGCAUGAGCUACCGGUGACCUUCUUUGAACCUCCAGACUCUCCCCUGCCACUUGGGCAGUUUUCUGAUGGCCCAGCAGUGCAGCAGUGGAAUUGCAGGUGUGACUUUUAACAAAGAUGGGACUGAGAGCCCAGCUCUUCCUUGGCUGGCUUCCCGCAGGCGGCGUUUCACAGCUGUCACAGUACUUGUGUGAGCAUCGGGGAGCUAGCUGUUGUUUUCUGCUCGUGAUCAAUAAGGAGGCUAAAAAUAGAAGCGCUAUUAGCAAAACUUCAGGUGCACUUGGAAUUGUGGGCAAGUAUCAGCAGCUGUUCUCUGUAGAGAUUUCUGCAGGGAGAAGCAAGCAAAGGGGUUUUUGCGUGUGUGAAUUUCACAAUAGCUGCUGUUAACGCUGCAGAAUGUGUGGCAGGCAGAACAGAGAUCAGCUUUCAGCAGACUGGUGCCCUCCAGAUGUUUUGGACCACAAUUCCCAAUUCUCAGCCAGCUGUGCUUGCAGAGAGAUGUCAUCUAAAACAUCUGGAGGACGCCAGGUUAGCAAGGGCUGGUCUACACACACCUCUUUACCCCUGUCUGUGAUGCCUGAGAUGUGCGCUUUCCUGACCCACAUGAUUUCUGUUACUGUAAUUAGCGGUGUUUGAAAUUCACCAGGCACAUUUUGCACUUUGCACCUGGCUAUCGGCCACUUGCAACCAAAUGAAGAUAAGAUAGGAAGGCGAUUGGUCAUCUGUAGCCUCUGCCCACUUGGCGAACCCUAGUGCUGUGACCUCUCUGUAGCCCCCUGGAAAUCCAGGCAAAUGGAGGCAGGAGGAUGCUCUGCUUUAGUUUUUGCUGUCAUGGGCUAAAGACAGACAUCUUCCUACACAGUUACAGGCACCAGUGGGAUGUGGGUGGAGCUGUGGUCUAAACCACUGAGCCUCUUGGGCUUGCUGAUCAGAAGGUCGGCGGUUUGAACCCCCGCGACAGGGUGAACUCCCGUUGCUCUGUCCCAGCUCCUGCCAACCUAGCACUUCGAAAGCAUGCCAGUGCAAGCAGAUAAAUAGGUACCACUGUGGCGGCAAGGUAAACGGCAUUUCCAUGCGCUCUGGUUUCCGUCACGGUGUUCCUUUGCGCCAGAAGCAGUUUAGUCAUGCUGGCCACAUGAUCUGACGCUGGCUCCUUCGGCCUGAGGCGAGAUGAGCACCACACCCCAUAGUCGCCUUUGACUGGACUUAACUGUCCAGGGGUCCUUUACCUUUACAGGCACCAGGCAGUAAACUGCAAUACUGAAACUUUUCUGUACAUCUGAAGAGCAGGGGGAAGUCAAACGCACUGUUUUUUGUUUCUUAUACGUGCUACCUUUCUUCCGAAGUCGAUAUGGCGUAUGCAGGGUUCCUAGGCAGUCAUUCAUUUCUGCAUAGUGUGAGAGGAAGCAUGCAAGCCUAAGGCUCAUCACAAUCCUGCCAGGCAUAGAAAGGUGGGGUGUGGGAAGUAAUGCCUGUGUGGCCACGCUAUGGAAUCAUAGAAUUGUAGAGUGUCAGAGACCACGAGAGGCAUCUAGUCCACUCCCUCCAAUGCAAAGAAUCUUUUUCCCAAUGUGGGGCUCAAACCCAUCACCCCAAGAUCCUGCUCCACCAACAGAGUUGUUCUUUGGUGCUUGGAAAUACGGUUUGUGAGCUGAGCAGGUAAUGCAAGAAACAGUGGGAGUGAGAUGGACUCUGGUGAAAAUAGCACAGGGAGGAAAUGAGCAGGAAUCAGAAGGGCUGGCAGAACUUUUAGAGGGCAAAAAUCCUGUUCCUCGCCCAACUUCACUAAGUUUUCAUAGAGCCAAAUACAACCAAGCUGUUCUGGAACCAGUGCCUGCACCUGUUCCUGCAACUCAUGCAAACUUUGCAGAAAUGAACGUUCUUUGUUUUCUGUAGCACGUUUAAUGUCCAAAAGUCCCAUACAAUAUCCUUUGUGCUGCACAACAGGGUUUAAUACAUUGCAGCAAGUUAGAUGCGGUGACUAGCUUUUCCGGCAACAAAGGAGGAUUCCUCCUGUAUUUUAAAGGCUGCCAAAUUAUGGCGUAAGGUUUUGUUGGCUGAAGCUGAUUGCAUCUGACGAAACAACCCUGAGAGUUAUGCCACAAUAAAUUUGUUGGUGUAUGAAACAUUUCUGAAAAUGGGGUAUGCUCAGAAUAACUCCUGUUUCUGAUCAGAUUGGCAUGUUAAGAUUACUGAUGUGCUAGCACCAUACUCUCUACUUUGUGUAUAACUGAGCUGUGAAACAGUAUUAUGUAUUGCCUUUUAAUUGUUUUCCCCCCAUUUUCUUUCUCAGUUGCCUAUUAUUAUGGUGGUGGCUUUCUCGAUGUGCAUUAUCUGUUUGCUUAUGGCUGGUAAGUGAUCAUCUGACCUGUGCGUGAAAUUCACAGCAAUAGUGUACAUAAGUCAAUGGCAGCAGCUUCUUGGAAGUUAACGAGAGGUUUUUAUAGGAGCUCUUUCUGCAAUUGGGUAUCAUCAGAGCUAGACACAGGCAGUUUGUGGGUGAGAAUUUACAAGCAUCGUAGCAAACAAGUCACAAAAACUGAUGGCUAGCCUCAUGUUUAUGAGUUCAGUGUACUCCAGGAAAAAACCCCUUGAAGCAGCAUAGGAUCUUUGGACCUUGGUACCAGCAGCCUGCCCAAGCUGGUCCUUUGCUCCAAAGCAUAAUCUUCCACACCGAGAUUGCCUAAAUCCUCAUUUGCUGAAAAUGUAGAGCAAGAACAAAGGGACAUCAUACGUACACGCAGGAAAAACUUUUGUGGCCAAGAAUUCAUAUUGUUCAAGUAUUAGGAGCUGAAUUUCAACUAUAGUAGAGCCGAUUUUAACCUCUGUAUUUGCAAUGACUUAGUAAACAUGAUUAGGUGGCCAAAUAACCAGAGCCCCAUUACCUUUUCAGAUACAUAUUAUCAGUGCUAUGUCCUAGGUCAAAAUCAUGUUUCCUAAAGAAAGUUAAUAUUUCUUUAAAAUAGAAGGGAGGAAUUGCAGUGAUGAUGCAUUAUAAUGAUAUACAAUAGCUUAUGGGCCACUUAACGGCAUCCCCCGCUGAAUCAAAUAUUCUCCCUCAUAAGCUACAGGGACUGGAGCAUUUCAGGUGCGUCCAAAUGACGAACACCUUUACUAUGCCUGAUGUCAUCAGUCAGUGGGAAAUUCAAACCAUGGCUGCUGCAAAGUGCCUAACGGUGCCUGCAAAAGAAUGGGGAGUGCCCUUAGCGUGCACCCGACUCUUCCUUUGCAGCUGCGGGCUGAAAUUAAGAGCACCUGGUGCCAGGUGAUUGCUAGGUAGGUGGACCCCACUUGCCUGUCUGAAAUGGCCCACGGAGGGUUGGCUGCUUUUGCAUGCAGCCCAUUUCCUCACCCUUGAUGCUGUGGGAGACUUGCAUUCUGGUGUUUUGCUGUGCCAUGUGCUCUCUUUCACAAUACAUUUUCUGCAAAGGCCCAUACCACCUGCUGUAUAUUUUCCUAAUACUCUCCGUCACCCUUCAGGUUCCCAAAUGUCACCUUCAUACAUAUGAAAAUAUUCUCACCACUUCUGCUAAUAAAUACGUUGGCGGCGUGUGGGGAAGAACACUGAGAUUUGUAGAUCUGAAAUUGCACUUCAGAAUUCUAGCAGGCUUCUCUUUUUCUGGUCGCUAAUAUAGUUUCUUAAUAGUCCUUGUACGUAGCUGAAAGCAAUUUAUUGUGUCCACAGGUGACACCUGGACAGAGACCCUGGCCUACGUGGUUUUCUGGGGAAGCGCAAGCUUUGGAACUCUUGCUAUCAUCCUUUACAACGGCAAGGAUUUUGUAGAUGCGCCCAGGCUGGUUCAGAAGGAGAAGAUGGACUGAAUUUGUGUGUGUGGAAAACAGCUUGGUAGGGAUGGCUCCUCAACCAGUACCUGGAGCCUCUACUGACCUGCUUUCCACACAAGCUCGUGGUCUUUUUUUCUUUUUAGCUUUCAUCUUUGCAGGGUGAAAAAUUGAAUCGAACUUACUACUUGGUGGAGGGGAUUCACCGUUUUGAUUCUAUAGUCACAAUGAUCUUAGGAGUAUUGCAUUUACUGGAGAGCUUGCGCACAUAACCGUUAGGAGGAUUAAGAGAUGAAAGCCAGUUUGCACCGUCGUCCCACAGGGUGUUAACUGGAUUCACAAAAAGGGUGUGCCAAGCUUCACAACCCAUGAAUGUAGUAUUGUAAAAUCUUUUGAGAUGUCUCAGCCUUCUUUUUAAAAAAAGAUGCUGUUCUCCUGACGUUACUUAGCGAUCUAGCCACUACUAGGGUACAACCAGGUUACAAUAUCUGAUACUAGUAAAAAGCCUUGCUUAUUAACAAUAUCAACAAUUGCUGCUUAAUUAAACUUCUGUUGAGUGCCCUUGUAGCCAGGAUGAAAGUCGAUGUAUCAAGCGCAGGGUUGUAUGUAUUUGUGUGUGUCUCCCCCAAUAUAUUUUUCUCCUCGUGCUCCCUUAUCUAAAGGCGAGUCUCUCCUGCCAUUUCUGGGACUGCUGAUGCAAUAUUCUGUUUAAAUCAUUGUCGGGAGGAUUCACUCUGUUUGGAACGUGUCCUGUGCUGCUUUAAUUACUACAGUCCUUAGAAGACUUAGAUGACAAACUUCAGUGUGAUUAAAGAUUGUUUUGUCUCUUAAGAAGAUGUAAAUGGAAUCAAAGAAUGUAAAGCUACUUAUCGGAACCCUCUUACGCUAAAGGUCCAAAGUAUUUGCUUCUUUCCGAAGAGUCUCAAACGCAGAAGGUAUUUCUUAUUAAUUUGGCAAACCACCUGCUGCUUUAUGCUGCCUUGGUUUUAGGAGGGGUAAUCUGUGGAAGACAAUAUACAUUUAUUUGAUGCAUUUGGGGGGAGGGGAGGGGAGGUGAAGUUAAUUCCAUAUUUGCACUUGGGAUCAACAUCAGCUUGCUUUUUGUGCAUGCCGUAAUUAUAUUUCUCUACAAAUGUAACUUUCUCUGGAAACUACUAAGCUCUAAGAAUAGCCUUGUGCUGGUUAUCAAUAAAUGUGUGUCUCAACUUUAGUGCUUCCAAGCUUUAUAUUAAAAACUAGAUGAUCUAAAUCCAAGGACCAAUUUUAAACUACUUUGUCAACCAUUUUCUAAUUACUUGCGUUCAGAACCAGACACGGAUCAGCUUCAGGUACUGUGAAUUGUUUAAUUAUACUUCCUGUAAUUACAGCUGUAUAGUCGAGAUUGCAAUUAUGAAUUUAAGUAUUAGGCGGACAUGUAGACAACUAGGGGUUAAUACAAUUGGUCAUUCCAAGCUAAAACACAACUUGCUGUGCAGUUUUUUCAUUGUAUGACAAUUGAACAUACUGUACCGUAUGGAAACAGCAACUGUUCAUUUUAACCUUUGAAUGUUUGAGGGUCUCUGAGUUUGUUUCAAUAUUAUUCUCACAGUCCUUGUAAUAACAUACACAGUUUUUGUUUGUAGAGGAAGGAACAGUCAGCAGAGUUUGAAAACUAAAAUCCAAGUCAUCCACUUCAAUGCGUGGAAAAUAUAAAAAAGGUCUUGCAUCAAAUGUUUGAUUUAAUGUUCAUUAGCAGAUCAUUUUUUAAGUGACUCCUGCUUUUGUCCUUCUGAUGCACUUCCCAUUAAGAACUUGUUGCAACAAAGAAGAAAGUUUGGGCAGCUAGCAUUGUUAGAGAAGAACUAAAUUUCUGUAGGCUUGAGGUUUGGAAGGAUGUCUGUUUUCCAUUGCUUUGCAAAGAGGUUGCAUUUCUAAGUCCACACAGUGUACUCAAACAAUAAUAAAACUUCCAUCUUUUCUAAAUACUGAAUUCUGUCUCUGAAUCCUGAUUGAUUAAUGGACAAAAUGUGUAUUGGGACUGUGGUUAAAGGCAGAAUGAAGAUGAAUAGCUACAGACUAG
Molecule: messenger RNA, 30948 nt
Organism: Podarcis lilfordi (Lilford's wall lizard)
Lineage: Eukaryota; Metazoa; Chordata; Lepidosauria; Squamata; Lacertidae
Source: the annotation of a GenBank genome assembly